AUGGACUCCCUCGCCGCAUUUGUCUCGUGGCCCACCGCGCCGCUCACCAACCGCCUCGUGCUCGACGCCCUCGCAAGCCUCCCGCAACCACCGAAGGUCGUCGGCUCUCUGCCGGAUCACGCUGCCGCACCCCGCCUCCUCCAUCUUGUCGUCUCCUAUGUCAUCCGAAAAGCCCUCAUUCGCAAGCACUUCCUCUCGAGAUGCAUCCACAACUAUCUCACGAAGCAUCCUACAUCGGCUCUGAACAGAGGCGUGCCCCGGACCUGGGAGCUCGAGCUCAGCUUCGCGGACGAGCUUGACGAGCUGUGGAGCGACGACCUCUACGAUUUGGCCAACGAGAUCGAGAAGAAUGACCCUGCGCAAUGGUGGAUUUUGAAGCCCGGCAUGGCAGAUCGCGGCAUGGGACUUCGACUGUUCCACAGCAAAGAGGACCUAGAGGCGAUCUUCCAGGAGUUUGAACAGGACGAGUCGGAUGCGGAGGGUGAGACGGCGGACGUUCCUGAUACUGCGGUUGCAACCUCCCAGCUUCGUCAUUUUGUGAUACAGGAAUACCUGGCCAAGCCACUGCUGCUCGAUCCUUCCGAGGUGCCUCUGGAUGACUCUCCCAAGCCUGCUGUCGGAAGUCUACAUGGACACAAAUUUCAUCUCCGGGUCUACUGCAUAGCUUCUGGGGCGAUCAAGGUCUACAUGUACGAUCGAAUCCUCGCCUUGUUUUCUGCCGUUCCCUACAAGGAGCGUGGGGAAGCUGGAGUGCGUCUCCUGGACGAAUUGGUUGGAUGCCAUGUUCUCUCUGCGCCGCAACAGCCUCGCAAGAGGCACGCGAUGGGAAAGAUGAUGGAUCCAUCCGAGAGACACAACCCAAGGCUGCAGGUCUCUGGGCCUCCAGUCUUCUCUCAAGAUGAUGUCGCUGAUCUCAAAGCCCAAAUAAGCGAUUUGCUCGCGGAGACAUUCAAAGCCGCCGUAGAGAUGAGCGUCCACUUCCAGCCGCUUCCCAACGCAUUUGAGCUGUACGGCAUCGACUUCGUAGUCACUCAUUCUCCUGAAGGUCCCCGGCAUUUGCGCGCCAAUAUCCUAGAGGUCAACUCGGAACCAGCCAUAGAGCUCACAGGCCCUCGGCUCACUUGGAUUCUGGAGGACCUCUUCAAAUCCAUUUCCAAGACCUGUGUGGAGCCCUUUUUCAGCACGGAUGGAUCACUGGCUAGCGAGGUGAAGUCCUUGAGGGUUGGGGAGACGAGAUGUAAUUUGAGGAAAUGUCUUGAUUUGCCGGUGAGAGGUGCGCAGGGCUGGUGA
Molecule: messenger RNA, 1290 nt
Organism: Epithele typhae
Lineage: Eukaryota; Fungi; Basidiomycota; Agaricomycetes; Polyporales; Epitheliaceae
Product: tubulin-tyrosine ligase
Exons: 6
Coding region: 1-1290 (429 amino acids)
Biological process (GO): protein modification process
Cellular component (GO): P-body
Source: RefSeq, a predicted model, not a curated record